AACCGGUUCAGACUCCAGCAGCAGCAGGACAGAGUCUGGAUCUGGACAGUUACUGGAACUGGAUCACUGGGACUCACUGGUUCUGGUUUCUCUCUCAAGACGUCCAGAAGAUGGAAGAUCUGGUUCUGAAAAAGGACAGAGCAGAACCUGCAGGAUCCAUCAGUCCGUCCAUGAGGAGUGAUGUCUCCAAACGAAAACCUCCAGAGUUCAGUACUGAACCUGGACCCUCAGAUAUAAAGAGCAGCUUUGGUGAGGACGAGCAUCCGUCCUGCUGUGCUUUGUGCCAGAAUGUUCUGAUGGAUCCAGUCUUUACCAGCUGCCCCCAGUGUGGGAACCAACCCAGAACAAGAUCUGGACUGCUGACAGCCAAUCAGAGCAGCUGUGCUCCAGAUGUUGGUCUGCAGGAGGUUCUAGAGGAAUAUAAGAUCAGUCUGAGGAGUAGAUGUGAAUGUGUGACUGAGGGAUGUGAUGAAACAGGAAGUAGAACCCUCCUCAACAGGAUCUACACUGAUCUCUACAUCACAGAGGGACAUGGUGACGAGGUUAACACCCAGCACGAGGUGAAGCAGCUGGAAAGAGCUUCCAAGUUCCAGAACCUCAAUGUUUCUGCAAUCAGAUGUCACGACAUCUUUAAAUCCUUCCCUGACCAACAUGGAUUUAUCAGAGUGGUUCUGACCAACGGCGUCGCUGGUGUUGGAAAAACCUUCUCAGUGCAGAAGUUCACUCUGGACUGGGCAGAGGGCUUGGAGAACCAAGAUGUCAGUAUGGUGGUUCUGUUUUCAUUCAGGGAACUGAACUUGAUCAGAGAUGAGCAACACAGUCUUCUCACGCUGCUCCAUGUUUUCCAUCCAACACUCCAGAAGCUCCCAGCAGAGCAGCUGGCUGUCUGCAAACUUCUCUUCAUCUUUGAUGGCUUGGAUGAAAGCAGACUUUCACUGGACUUCAACAACAGUCUGCUGGUUUCUGACAUCACACAGAAAUCAUCAGUCAAUGUUCUGCUGACAAACCUCAUCAAGGGGAACCUGCUUCCCUCGGCUCUCAUCUGGAUCACUUCCAGACCUGCAGCGGCCAAUCAGAUCCCUCCUUCAUGUGUUACCAGGGCAACAGAAGUACGAGGAUUCACUGAUGUCCAGAAGGAGGAAUACUUCAGGAAGAGAUUCACUGAUGAAGAGCUGUCCAGCAGAAUCAUCUCCCACAUCAAGACCUCCAGGAGCCUCCACAUCAUGUGUGGAAUCCCAGUUUUCUGUUGGAUCACUGCUACAGUUCUGGAGAACAUGUUGACCUCAGAGCAGAGAGGAGAGCUGCCCAAGACCAUGACUGACAUGUACUCACACUUCCUGCUGGUCCAGACAAAGAGGAAGGACAACAAGUACCAUGGAGGACAUGAGACAAGUCCACAGGAGCUGAUGGAGGCUGAGAGGGAAGUUCUUCUGAAACUGGGGAGGCUGGCAUUUGAACAUCUGGAGAAAGGAAACAUCAUGUUCUACCAAGAAGACCUGGAGCAGUGUGGUCUGGAUGUCACAGAGGCCUCAGUGUACUCAGGACUUUGUACAGAGAUCUUCAAAAGAGAGAGUGUGAUCUUCCAGAAACCAGUCUACUGCUUUGUUCAUCUGAGCGUCCAGGACUUUCUGGCUGCAGUCUACAUGCUCCACUGCUUCACCACCAGGAAGUCAGAGGUGAUCAGGAAGUUCCUGGAAGAAGAAUGCAAUGAAACAUCUCUGGAGGACUUCAUGGAGAAAGUCAUGGAGAAAUCCCUCAGCAGUGAAAAUGGCCACCUGGACCUGUUUGUCCGCUUCCUUCAUGGUCUCACUGUGGAGUCCAACCAGAACCUCUUAGAAGAUCUGCUGGGUCAGAGAGAGAACAGUCCAGAAACCAUCCAGAGAAUCAUCACCAACCUGAAGAAGAUGAACACUAAAAAAAUCUCUCCUGACAGAAGCAUCAACAUCUUCUACUGUCUGAUGGAGAUGAACGAUCUCUCAUUUUAUCAGGAGAUCCAACGGCUGCUGGAUUCAGGGAAGAAACUCUCAGAUACUGACUGUUCAGCUCUGGCCUCCAUGCUGCAGAUGUCAGAGGUUCUGGAUGAGUUGGACCUGGAGAAGUACAACACAUCAGAAUCAGGACGAUGGAGACUGGUUCCAGCUGUGAGGAACUGCAGAAAGGCUCGACUUGGUGGCUGUUCGCUCCGAAAGGAUGAAUGUGAAGUUUUGGCCUCAGCGCUGAAGUCCAACCCAGAUCUGACUGAACUGGAAAUCAGUGAGAUCCAACUGGGAGGAAAAACCUUUGGAGACUCUGAUAUGAAGUCUCUGCUUGAGAUCCUGGAGAGUUCAAUCAGUAAAGUGAAGAAUCUAGGAUUGAAGUGGUGCAGUUUGUCAGAGACCAGCUGGACUUCUCUGUUCUCAGCUCUGAAGUCCAAAUCCUCCUAUCUGACACUACUGGACCUGUUCACCACCAAUCUGGGAGAUUCUGGACUGAAGGAUCUCUGUGGUUUUCUACAGACUGAAGGCUGCAGACUGGAGACAUUGAGAUUGUGGGACUGCAGGUUGUCAGAGAUCAGCUGUGAUUAUUUGGCCUCAACUCUGAAGUCCAACCCGACCCAUCUGACAUUACUGGACUUGAGCUACAACGACCUGAAUUAUCCAGAUGUUCAGCAGCUGAAGGAUCUUGUAAAGAAUGUUCUGUGGACGACAGAUAGAUUUCUGUAAAGUAGAGAAUGAUCUCUGUGUCCUGCUGAUCCUCAGAGGUUGAAGCUGCAGCAGUUUGAGUCUAAAGAGACUUUGACUGGACCAUGAUGAUGACCUCUGACCUCCAAGAUUUUCCUGUGUUUGUUUUCUCAUGUCUGUCAUUUAGUGUCUGAUAUUGUUUGUGUCUUUGGAUCAAUAAAGAUCCAAUUCAAACUGGGAUCCAUUUAGAGGCUUCAUGUAGUUUUGAUCUGAACUGGAUUCAACUGGAAAGUUGAUCUUUUUUCUCUCUGGUUCGUUUUCAUCCUGGAACCAGAACUGGUCUGAGAAUGGAAACAUGGGAAUCAUUUCCAGUUCAGCUUUGAAGCCAUGAAAGACACUUCAACUCUCUUUUCUCUGCUGCUUCUUCCUUCUGUUGACAUGAAAAUGUUCAUCAAAGCUCCUCAGAGAAAAAGAUGCUUUACUGGAAACUGGAGAGAAACUUCAGCUUCCAUCACUGAAACCAGUUGAACCAGUUUAGAACUGGAUGUCCCACAGAAACGGAUCUUAGAGCAGUUUUCAGGAACAUCCAUAAUUUGAAGAAAAAGAUUUUACAUAUUUUUAUCUUUUUAUUUUUGUUCUGUAAAUCUGUAAAUAAUGAAGUUUUUUAUAAUAGUCAUUGAUUCUCAGUACUUUAAUAUGUCAGCUUGUUUUGGUGGUUUAAAUUUUUAACUCUAUAUUUCUUGUUUUAAUUGUAAAACUUUAGGACUCGAUGUGGCCCAUUACAGCUGUUUACUGGGAUUUUAUUGAUUUAUUCAGGCCUCAGGUAAUUAGUGGGAUAAUGAGGUGAUUGGCUCAUUUUAUUAAAAUAUCUUAAUAUUUCUUUUAAUGUAAUGUGUGUUGCUAGGUGUUUAAUGAUGAAACAACACAGUUUUUAAUAAUGUUGUUUGCUGGAGUUUUUUCUAUGCAGCUGUCUGUACAGAUAGACUAACAGCACAUUUAUUUUAAUCCUCCAUGCUGUUUAGCUUACUGUAUUCAGAUCACGAAAGAUAUUAAAAAUUAUAUAAUUUUUUAUC
Messenger RNA from Gambusia affinis (western mosquitofish), 3733 nucleotides. RefSeq names its product NLR family CARD domain-containing protein 3-like. The record is from RefSeq and is a predicted model, not a curated record. Bases 111 to 2702 code for a protein of 863 amino acids. The transcript is spliced from 8 exons. NCBI's taxonomy places the organism in Eukaryota, Metazoa, Chordata, Actinopteri, Cyprinodontiformes, Poeciliidae.